AUGAAGAAUCGGCAAUCCAACGUGCCAACACGAACAGGAAAGGGAUUUUAUGGGGCCACUAAAGCGCUGAUCAGUAAAAAUAAUAAUCAAAAAGACAAUAACUGGAACAUCACACGAAACAAGUGCGAAUUGGAGAAGGAAACUGACAUCUCAAAUGAUUUGGUAAAUUUUGACAAAGUACCUUCGUUUUUUCGCCAACCGUUCAUAGUAUCGAGUUAUCGUAAGUGUGAUUCGUCUGCGUGGUAUUGUUUCAAAAGCUUGUUUCAAGCCACCAACGAGACGAUCAACAUUUGGAGUCAUGUUUUGGCGUUUGCUGUUUUCAUGCUUCGUUUUGCUUCUGUCUUCGCCAAACACAAGCUGCAGGAAGAUCCGUUCGUGUAUCCACUGCUGUGCUUUGCAUUCGGGAUUUGUGUAAUGCUUGCUACGAGUGUCAGCGCGCACUUGUUCAACUGCAUGUCCACUAAGGCUUGCCACGUAUGCUUCUUUUUCGAUUAUGCUGCCAUUAGCGUGUACACCUUCACGGCUGGUCAAGUGUUUUAUUUCUAUUCCAGGCCGGUGAACACAACUUGGUUGAUAUUCAACACUCCCGCUCUGUUCCUAGCGAUCUCCGCCGCCAUUUCUUUUGCAUCGACGUUAGCGUGUUGCUACUCGUUUUGCAGCACAAGUCGUUUCGAUGCAGCUUUAAAAGCGAGUACUUACAUUAGCUCGUGGCUAUUCAACACUUCACCUUAUUGGACAAUGUUAUCAUUAUGUAACACAACAUCAACUUGUAGCAGCCCUCAAUCCGUGCAGUAUUUCACUCGUCACUGUCUAUUCUACGCGGGUGGGACGCUUGCGUAUGUUUUCCGCGUCCCAGAACGUCUAAUGAUCGGAGUUUUCGACGUGGUAGGGCACAGCCAUCACUUCCUUCAUAUUCUGUGCGCGAUCGGUGCAGCAGAUGAGUUUUCAGCUGUUGAACUAGAUAUGCAGCAGAGAAGGGCUAUCAUCGAGCCACUCCCAGGACCCACAUUCUCAAACAGUAUUUUGUUAACGAUUUUAGUCGUUCUCGGAAACACCUCAGUAGUACUGUUGUGUACAAGGUAUUUAAAUCUACGAAAGCACUAA
This is a messenger RNA of Pocillopora verrucosa, 1104 nucleotides long. Its product is annotated as membrane progestin receptor gamma-B-like. Gene Ontology annotation, cellular component: membrane. Gene Ontology annotation, molecular function: signaling receptor activity. The record is from RefSeq and is a predicted model, not a curated record. Lineage: Eukaryota; Metazoa; Cnidaria; Anthozoa; Scleractinia; Pocilloporidae.